Molecule: messenger RNA, 138 nt
Organism: Ambispora leptoticha
Lineage: Eukaryota; Fungi; Glomeromycota; Glomeromycetes; Archaeosporales; Ambisporaceae
Source: the annotation of a GenBank genome assembly
CUACUAUCGAUCUGGGUGCUGACUUCUCAACUAUGGCUGAAGAAUUUGCUAAACAUUUGGGAUGGAAAAUUAAUGAUGAUAACCACGAAUCUCAGAAUAUCAAUAAUGUAGUAUCGAGUAUUGUUAGACAAGUAUCGG